Molecule: messenger RNA, 1713 nt
Organism: Pleurotus ostreatus (oyster mushroom)
Lineage: Eukaryota; Fungi; Basidiomycota; Agaricomycetes; Agaricales; Pleurotaceae
Exons: 4
Coding region: 1-1713 (570 amino acids)
Biological process (GO): D-sorbitol catabolic process
Molecular function (GO): L-iditol 2-dehydrogenase (NAD+) activity; zinc ion binding
Source: RefSeq, a predicted model, not a curated record
AUGUCCCCAACACUCACCCCGCACCUCGCCGCCGUCCUCCACGGCCCCGCCGACAUCCGCCUCGAGCACCGCACCCUCUUCCGCCCCGCCCGCGGCGCCGCCCGCAUCCGCAUCCUCGCCACAGGCCUCUGCGGCUCCGACCUCCACUACUUCGCCGACGCCCGCAACGGCGACUUCGCCGUCCGCGCACCCCUCGUCCUCGGCCACGAGGCCGUCGGCGAGGUCGAGGCGGCCGGCGCGGGCGCGGUCGAUGCGUACGGCAGACAGCUCCAGGUCGGCACGCGCGUCGCGAUCGAGCCGGGCGUGCCGUGCUGCAUCGACACCGCGGGCAAUUCGAGCGGCGCGGGUGCUGCGUCGUCGGCGAGCGCGAAGAGCUGCACGCACUGCGCGUCGGGGCGCUACAACCUCUGCAAGGACCUGCGCUUCGCCUCCUCCGCCAAGACCUUCCCCCACCUCGACGGCACCCUCCAGGAAAAGAUGCUCCACCCCGCCGCCCUCCUCUGGCCCCUCCCCGACUCCGUCUCCCCCGCCCUCGGCGCGCUCGCAGAGCCGCUCUCCGUCGUCCUGCACGCCUCCCGCCGCGCACAGCUCUUCCUCCACCCGCGCUCCCUCGCCGCCCUCCCCUCUCCAUCCACCUCCAACUCCCCUUCUUCCACCCCUUCCACCACCCCCUCUCCCUCCGUCCUUUCUUCCUCCCCUUCUUCCACCUCACCCACCCCCUCCCCACUCCACAGCACAAACCCCAACCCCCCCAACCCCAUAACCGGCAUCGGCGCGCACGUCCGGCAGCAGGACAUCCUCAUCCUCGGCGCGGGCACCAUCGGCCUCGCCGCCGCCGCCCUCGCGCAGUGCUACGGCGCGCGCAAGGUCGUGUGCGUCGACAUCAACCGCCGCCGCCUCGAGUUCGCGAAGGCCGAGGGCUUUGUGGACGAUUAUUAUGUGCUUGCGCGUGAUGUGCCUGCCAGUGCGAGUGCGAGUGCGAAUGGAGCGAGUAAUUCAAACACUGCAACUUCAAGUAAUUCGAGUAAUUCGAGUAAUUCGAGUACCUCACCAGUAUCAGCAUCCACGCUCGCGCUGGAGCGCGGCCGGGAGCGCGCGGCGGCGGCGCUGAAGCACUUCGAGCAGCCCGACGGGUUCGACAUCGUGUACGAGUGCACGGGCGCGGAGGCGUGUAUCCAGAUGGCGGUCUAUGCCGCCACGACCGGGGGCAAGAUCCUCCUCGUCGGCAUGGGCACGCGCAACAUCACGCUCCCGCUCUCCGCCGCCGCGCUGCGCGAGGUCGACAUCCUCGGCAGCUUCCGCUAUGCGCACACGUACGCGGAGGUGCUGCGCCUGCUUGGUGUGUUUGCGGCGCAUCCGCGGAGGGGGAAGACGUCGUCUACCACCACGCUAUCUGAGUCUGUUACAUCCGACUGUGCUGCAUCCCCGGAGGGCAGUACGACGACGACCGCAUCGAUAGCGACAUCAAAAUCGAGUGGCGUGGAAGGACAAGCACAAGCACAAGCACAAGGAGAACGUGUGGGAGAAGCAGAACUUGUGGGAGAAGCAGAAGGCGCCGCGCGCUGGCCCGCCGCGCCGCGCCGCACGCUCCCGGACCUCACGCGCCUCAUCACGCACACCUUCCCGCUCGCGGACACGCAGAAGGCGUUCGAGAUGAUGCGCGCGGGCGUCGAUGCUGCGGGGGGCAUGGUCAUGAAGGUCGUCAUUCAGUGA